Cariama cristata (Red-legged seriema) is the source of this 918-nucleotide messenger RNA. Its product is annotated as SET-binding protein-like. The record is from RefSeq and is a predicted model, not a curated record. The transcript has 3 exons. The coding region runs from base 171 to 788 and encodes 205 amino acids. NCBI's taxonomy places the organism in Eukaryota, Metazoa, Chordata, Aves, Cariamiformes, Cariamidae.
GUGGCAGAUUUGUUCUCUUCUGAGCUCCUUGCAGCCUUUGGGCAAUUGGGACGUUGAAUUCAGCAAACAGUUACCAUUCAUUCCCUGGGAUCGUACCUACCCUUGCUCUCCUCAUCCCCUCCCGUGCUCCCCUUCCCUCUGAUAAAACUCCAGGGCGUUGCAGUAUUACUAUGGAGCCCAGGGAGACUUUGGGCAGCUCUCGGCAAAGGGGGGGUGAGGCAGACUUUCUGCCAGCCUCCGUCACCUCCGCAAAACCUCCGUCUGCCUCUGGCUGCACGGGGGAGACGAUGCUGCCUGCGACGGGCUCGGGGAAAGGGAUCUCAGUAAGCGGCGAGAGGCUGGAGCCUGAGGAAGAGGAUGAGCUGGGUUCUGGGAGAGACGUGGAUUCCACUUCCAACGCGGACAGCGAGAAAUGGGUGGCGGGAGAUGGCCUGGAGGAGCAGGAAUUUUCUAUCAAGGAAGCUAACUUCACGGAGGGGAGUUUAAAACUAAAGAUCCAGACCACCAAGAGAGCUAAGAAGCCCCCAAAGAACUUGGAGAACUAUAUUUGCCCUCCUGAGAUCAAAAUCACCAUCAAGCAGUCUGGGGAGCAGAAGCUUUCUAGAGCUGGGAAAAAUAGCAAAGCAGCUAAAGAGGAGGACAGAUCACACUCCAAAAAGAAGGGAAAAGUCAUUGGAGAUGCAAAACUGCUUAUGAGUUGUGGUUGCAGAAAAGGGAAAAAUGCUCAAGUGAAAGACUCAGAUCAGGUAAGUCAUGCAUUAUACAGUACCAUCUCUAGCAAUGCAUGACCGGAGGGGACAGUCUGUAAAAAUUCUGGAUGGUCUAUCACUUUCCCUUACCUUCCAGGAGAGAGAAACAUGAGGAAUGAUGUAUUCAGUUAACAAGUGGAAUUUGCAAAAUAAAAACCUAUUUUCGGUG